AUGUCAUCGGGGUCCCGUAUGGCUAGCACUUCAGCCUCAAGUGCUCCUCGCGGGACGAGCCGAUUGACUUCAAACGCUGUGCUUGCGGCUGCUACGGCUGCUACUGUUGGCUCGGUGGCAUGGUACACGCAUCUAUACGGAACCCUGCCUUUCAUCGGUGAAGUGAGCGCCAGUUCUCCCGCCGAGGAUGGUCUUCAUCCUCCAGCCUACCCAUGGAGUCACAAUGGCUACCUCGACUCCUUCGACCAUGCAAGUAUUCGUCGAGGCUUCCAAGUGUACAGGGAAGUUUGCUCUGCAUGCCACUCAUUAAACCGUAUUGCAUGGCGCAACCUUGUUGGCUCUUCCCACACUGCGGAAGAGGUUCGGGUACUCGCUGAGGAAGUCGAAUAUGAGGAUGGUCCGAACGAUGCUGGGGAGAUGUUUACGCGACCUGGAAAGCUCAGUGACUACUUACCUGCGCCGUAUCCUAAUGAGGAGGCUGCACGAGCUGCGAAUGGUGGAGGUCUCCCUCCGGACCUCAGUUUGAUAACCAAAGCGAGACAUGGUGGUGCUGACUACGUGUUCUCAAUUUUGACUGGAUAUGCUGAUCCUCCAGCUGGUGUGGAAAUCCGUGAAGGUCUCAGUUACAACCCUUACUUCCCCGGUGGUGCUAUCUCUAUGGCCCGUGUCCUCUUCGAUGGCGUAGUCGAGUACGAAGAUGGUACUCCUGCAACAGCAUCGCAAAUGGCUAAAGAUGUCGUCACGUUCUUGUCUUGGGCAGGUGAACCAGAACAUGACGAGAGAAAGAAGAUGGGAUUGAAGGCUGUCAUUCUCCUCUCCACCUUGUUCGCCCUUAGCAUUUACGUGAAGCGCUACAAGUGGACACCUAUCAAGAAUAGAAAACUCAUUUACACUCCACCAAAGGCACCCACGCACUGA
Cantharellus anzutake is the source of this 918-nucleotide messenger RNA. Its product is annotated as cytochrome C1 family-domain-containing protein. The transcript has 6 exons. The record is from RefSeq and is a predicted model, not a curated record. Lineage: Eukaryota; Fungi; Basidiomycota; Agaricomycetes; Cantharellales; Hydnaceae. Gene Ontology annotation, molecular function: heme binding; electron transfer activity. Gene Ontology annotation, biological process: mitochondrial electron transport, ubiquinol to cytochrome c. Bases 1 to 918 code for a protein of 305 amino acids.